Molecule: messenger RNA, 939 nt
Organism: Aphis gossypii (cotton aphid)
Lineage: Eukaryota; Metazoa; Arthropoda; Insecta; Hemiptera; Aphididae
Exons: 4
Coding region: 155-751 (198 amino acids)
Source: RefSeq, a predicted model, not a curated record
AAAAAUAAUAAAAUUACCUAGGAAUGGUGUAUAAAUAUAAUAUAGCUAAAAUGAUUUAAAUUACAUGUUUCAGUUUUACUGUUACAAUUGUAAUGAGAAUUUUCCUAAAUAUUUUUAAUUUAAUUUACAAGCCAAGUUUAUUUAAUUCAAGAAAAUGAACUUUAUUUAUUUUGUAUUCAUCUAUUUGUACGUAGUAUUAAUUUUGAUUCAUCUAAUAGACUCGUUAACGAUUUUGUCAUCUUUGAAACGUGAAGUACGCUUUACCGUAUUAGAGGUUGUCAGCUCAAACGAAACGAUUGCAACCAUCGAGGAAGCCACAUUUAAACAGUUCCAUGAUAAACAAUCGAUAUUUAUCCAUGCUAUCAUUCACAAAAGUCUUUCUCAAAUGGAGGCAACUUUUACUGUGUCUAAAUGUAAAAUGCAUUAUAUUGAUUGUAUCAGUGUUGUGUCGUAUGAUAUUCAUGACGCUUGUCCAAAAAUACAAUUUCUUACACAAUUUAGUGACGCUAGGACAUCAAACACCAAUUCGAUAAAAUGUCCUAUAUUUGGUGAUUACAAAUUCCACAACAUGACACUUGAUGCUGAAAAAUUUGGGUCAGUGUUUAGUUUUCCAACAGAAAAAUGGUGGGAAAAUUAUUGGAAAUUCAAAGUUUUAAUUUAUGCUGAAGGUAGAACAGAAUUUGCUCGUGCAAAUUUAAACUUUUACUUUAUAGAGUUUCGAAGCCGAAAUAAUAAACAAAAAAUCUUAUAAUAUCUAUUAUUAAUUAAUUAUUUUCUGGAUUAGGUAGUCAAUAAUAAUUAAUAAAUAAAAACUUUAAUUCAAUCAAAAAUUGUUUAUAUGGUAAUAUAAUAGAAAUUAUGUUAUUUCUUUAUGUUAUAUUUAGGCAUUAUAGUUCAAACACGUGUAUCACCAUGAAUGUAUUAUCAUUAUCCUUUUUA